CAUGGAACCGGGCCCUGCCCUGGCCUGGCUCCUGCUCCUGAGCCUGCUAGCCGAUUGUCUGAAAGCCGCCCAGUCCCGAGACUUCACGGUGAAAGACAUUAUCUACCUCCACCCUUCAACCACGCCAUACCCUGGUGGAUUUAAGUGUUUCACCUGUGAAAAGGCAGCAGACAAUUAUGAAUGCAACCGGUGGGCGCCAGACAUCUACUGUCCACGAGAGACCAGAUACUGCUACACGCAGCACACCAUGGAAAUCACAGGAAACAGCAUCUCUGUCACCAAACGCUGUGUGCCGCUGGAGGAGUGCUUGUCCACUGGCUGCAGAGACUCCGAGCAUGAAGGCCACAAGGUCUGCACGUCCUGCUGUGAAGGAAAUAUCUGCAACCUGCCGCUCCCCCGAAACGAAACCGAUGCCACGUUUGCAACCACUUCGCCCAUCAACCAAACAAACAGACACCCACACUGCGUGUCAGUGAUAGUGUCCUGCCUGUGGGUGUGGCUGGGCCUCACCUUAUAGCAGCUGCAGGGCACCAUGUACAGUCGCCAUCCAAGGGAUUCUCGCUGGUCCAUAUUCAUGCAUGAGUCACUGGCCUGACAGUAAUUACUUGUGAGAGACCACAACACGUAAGGACAUCGUCAGGGCCAAGCAUUACCACAGACCCCUAGGAACUGCCCCUGCUUCAAUAGGAUCAUUCCAUGUCUCCCCAAGACCACACGAGUGCCAACCUCCCCCUGAGACAGGCCCCAGGCUUCGAACCACAGACCUUUGUGUUUGCUCCAGAAAACAGUUGUGCAUUUAUUGAGAUGGGGGGUGUCUUCAUUUGGAAUACCUGCAGAAGCUGUGGGAGGGCCUGGGAUCCUCUAGGCCAUGUUAUAUGGAUCUUCAUCUAUGGGUAUCUUUUCAGAAAAGGAUAAAGAAUCGUUGGUUUUAAUGCAGUUGUGAAUUAACUGACAGCUUUAGAAUUUUACAACGUUUGUUCUUAAAUGGAUGGACUCUUUCCUUGGAGAUUCUGACUGAGCCCCUCCCUGGAAGAUAAGAGGCAAUUUGUGCAGUGUUUUUUUCCCCACCAUUCACCUUCUAGUGGUGUGGUCAAUAUUUCUUUGGCUCUCUGUGGCAGAGAAAGGGCAACCGUGGACAUCUGGCAUAUGGCUAGAGAAGUGUUUUCUCCCAUGGCCGGAAAUCCAUAAGGAACUUCAGAGCAGCUGGGUCGAUCCCUUCCCAGAAUGAGUGCGAGUGGCCUUGUCUUGGCACCUAAUUGUGCUGCCUCAGGGGCUGGAUUACACCUGGACAAAUAAGCGUGGCCACCGCCCUAUGAGUACCAAAGGAAGGUGGGGAUUGCUUUCAGAGCUGGGUUCUCCCCAGGUAGAAUGUAUCCAAACAGAGAAUUGGGGGAUGAAAGCAAGGAGGUGGCCUGGAAGCCAGUCUGAUUCCCCAGUGGCUUUAGGGAGAAGGUUCUACCUGAAUUGCCUCAGGAUUGAUAGGGGAAGGGAUGUCAUUGUGAAGGUGGGGACGUGGUGGCCCUGUAGGAUGUGACGCUGUGAUGGUAGGAGACCCAGCGACUUUGCAGCAGGGAUGCCCCAUUUUUGUUUUCUUUCAGACACUUGCUUUUGAAGUACAUGGUGACAGUUUCACCUCCUUCCUCUUGUUUUGAGGCACUCCAAAUUAUUAGUUUUUCUUCUCCCUUGUAAAUCAUUUAUACAAUAUUUAUUUUUCUACGGCAUGACUAGAAACAACAAUAUAUUGUUAUAAAAAAGAAUAAUUUGAAUGAGAUGGUCAAAUUAGAGUACAUAUUUUUCAACAGUGGUAGAGCUGGUCAUAUAAAUCUGUUGAAAGCUCUCUGCAAUACUGACACCAGUGUUGGGAACUUAUAUCAUGAGACAGAGAGAGAGUAAUGUGCUUGUCUCAAGGUUUCGAUCGCGCUGUCCUCACCGGUGAUGCUCUGGGUGUUCAGGUGGUGCUCCUCAUGGGGCUGAGUUUCUAGGCAGGGUGUGGAGGCAUGCACACAUGGAAUGCAGUGCAGCCAGGGCCAAGAACGAGGACCGUGUUGUCAGGCUUCUUCUGCCUUGUACAGGAAAAUGUCUCUGGCCUGCAAAACGAGACCUUCUCAGGGACUACAUAUGCAUGGCUGUUGAUACCUCUGAUACAAAAUCAUCGAAAUCGCAUCAAGCCGCCUUAAUUCAGAGGUUGGUAGGUCUACCAAUAUGUUGCUUAUAAUGGAGGGUGAGGACGAGAGAGGGAGAAAGCACGCCAUUGAUUGAUGAAGCAAGCACCUCUGAUGUGCCAGGCACUGUGCUGAGCACUUUACAUGCGUUAGGUCGUAUCGUUCCCGUGAGAUCCCUAUGGAGGAAUGUUGCGAAUAUUUAAACUUUACAGAUGAAGGCACUGAGGCUCUUAGAAGUUCAAUAACAUGAGGUCUUUUCCUUCCGGUGUAGGUUAAGUCGGAUGAGGUGUGGGAUUAAAGGAGAGGGGCCAGUGAAAUUCCCACCCUUGGAAACUUCCUGGUCUGAUUCAUGAGAAUUUGGCCAUCCCAUCCUGUGGAGUGCAUCCUGUGGAGUGCAUCCCAUCUGCGUCUAACAAGGCCCUUUGUGUGUGUUCCUAGUUGAUCGCUUUUCUCUGGGGCGUGGGGAAUGGCUUCCUCCUUCAUCCUCUCACUAAAAGAGAAGACAGGUUGAUCCUGCAUCUGAAUUUCAAUGUUGUACAUGUCUACAAGUACCAUUUUUGUGCAUGGACAUUGUUCAUCGACAUCUUCCAAGUACUGCAUGCUUAUGUGAAUAAUAGACAAAAUCCAAAUGUUGGUUCUUAUGGAGAAAGAGACCCCGCCAAAGACUCCCUGUCUGUGUGCAGGGAGCAGGCUGACCUGGUGUGGCUUCACCCACCACCCAACACUGCACCCAUCCUGGCAGGCUGCACAGGUGUUGCUGCACAUCUCCAGUGGGCCUGCCAGAAUAGCUUUUGAUUAAUCUCUCUCAAGAAUGUGGUUUCUCACCAUCCCCAGCCUCAAGAAGCCCAGGAGGGAUAUUUAUCUGGAAGGCCCAGGAUGGGUCAGCCUUCUAACCCAUCAACCACACUUAACCUCCAGUUAAGUCCCACAUUAAUGGAGGCUUAACGUGCAAAGAGCCACAAAGUGUGUGUUAACCUUUGUACCACAUAUUUAUUUUUAGACAACCCUGAGCAUUUUCAUGUCAGUAUGAGAUUAAUGCCUAAAUUUUGUAGAUA
Molecule: messenger RNA, 3217 nt
Organism: Echinops telfairi (small Madagascar hedgehog)
Lineage: Eukaryota; Metazoa; Chordata; Mammalia; Afrosoricida; Tenrecidae
Gene: LYPD6
Product: LY6/PLAUR domain containing 6
Exons: 4
Coding region: 2-517 (171 amino acids)
Biological process (GO): positive regulation of canonical Wnt signaling pathway
Molecular function (GO): acetylcholine receptor inhibitor activity
Source: RefSeq, a predicted model, not a curated record